UGCUUAGCAGCCUCAUGAGCUUCUACUUCUCAGUGACUGGCCUCGGAGAGGUAGUGGUGUGACCCCUGGGCGUCAUUCAUAUUGAAGGCCACGCACUGAAUAUAAUCAACCAGUUGCAACACAAAGUGCAGUGUAGAGGUCAUUCUGAGAACCAAGAAGACGGCUAUCACAGAGAACAGUACUACUGAAUGCUUUCUCGCUCUUAUUUCUUUUCGCUCUAGCGGCCAAUUCUUGACCGCUCAUUUAUUACUUGCUUGUAGCAGCGUUUGAAAUAACCACCACCAUCAUCAUCAACAACACCAGCCAGUGCACUGCACGUUCUCACGCGUUCUUCGCGAGGAACCUCUUCUCGUGCCGUGUUCCCGGUCUGGUUUUGUGCGCUCCAGAGCACAGUUGGCUUCGUCGCAUACAUGGAAGACCAGGGCGCCGACGCGGGCAGCAAGCGCCGGAAGUCUUCGCUUCACAAGAGCCAGAAGCAGCCCUCAGCCAGAGCCGUGGCAAUGAGGGCGUCCAUAGUGCCCGAACCAGAAGUACGCGUCAUCAGCCCACCGAAUAAACUCAGUUUCGACGAUGGACAGCAACCUGAGACAGAGGGCGCCUCCACUUCCGGCGUCACUACCCAUCCGGAAUAUUCCAGGCGGCGCAGCUCAUCGGUUCGUAGCCUCAGGGAAAGCAGCGGAGGCGCGAAGUUCGGGGAAAUGUCCAGGCGACGCAGCUCACCUGUCGGUAGCCUCAACGAAGGCAGCGGAGGCGCGAGGAGAAUGUCUGCUGGGUCCGUUUUGGAAAUUCCUUCCUCGCGUCACUCAAAGAAGGGGCCAAAUGUCGCGGAUGGCGGCGCGACUUCCCCGGACCUAAAAGGCAAUGUUAUAGUGGCGCCUGCGGAAUUGAUGUCGCUUCGCCGGUCCACAGAGAGGAACAACAACAAGCGUCAAAGUACUACUUUUAAAACCUCGUUGUCGUCGUCGUCGUCGUCCUCAUCCUCAUCCUCGAAGAGCAAACGGACCAUACACGAAGAAGCCAAACAGGAAGCGACUGCUGACGCACACGCUGAAAAAGAUGCUACCAAACCUGGAACGAGCAGCUCUUCGGGAAAGACUCGCUGGACAGCAACGGCUUCGACAACUGGACUGCCGGUGACCGAAGCUGAACAUAGUGCGGCGGCUGGUCACACGGAACCGAGGCCAAGCUCCUAUGCAGCCAGAUCCAAGGGCCAGCCCGAGAAGGACGCGAACGCCAAAGCACAGGCCGAGAAAGGUCAUGCCAAGCCCAGAACAAGCAGCUUUUCAGAAGCGACACGUAGAGCAUCGACGGCUUCGACAACUGGACCGUGUGCACUAGGAGCUGCAGUGUCCGAGCCACAGGACGAAGUCGGACCUGCUGCCCCGGCGCCCGUGACUGCUAAGAUCACCGGGACAACAGUUGAGCCUGCCUCCACGAAGGAAAGCCACCAGUCUUCGUCAUCGACAACAAUGCCUGGCGUGACGGCGUCCAAGGACCAUGCGUCGUCUAGAUCCCACAAAAGACGGGCUUCCUCGAGCAGACGGGAUUUCUCAAGACGGGUUUCCACAAGCACGGCAUCUGAUGGUCCAGCUGUAGCGGCGGUGAGCCAUGGCCAAGCUCCUGCUCAUGCACCGGGAGAGGAGGAGGUGAUUUCCAAGGCGCCAAGUUCGGCGCUGGCUCCACAUAGCAAACCACCGGACACAACGAUUGCUGCCUCGACGACCAGAUCUCAAAACUACCCGUCUUGUUCGGUCGCCGCCGCGGUUGGCAUUGCCAUUCCUGCAGUGAACCAGGAAGUUUUCGUUCCACAUACGUCGCGUAACGGGAAGGCCACCGAUGCGGCGGCCUAUGCUUCGGUUCCGUUGAAGGUCCAGUGCGCCGCCCCGUCUGCGACGUCUAGCAGCGAGGACGACAAGAUGGCGAGCCGAGACAAGGACGUGGCCGGAGGCGGGAAGGCUGCCGUGGAUCAGCAAACGCACCAGCCACCAGCCCGCCGGGAAGAACCGCAUCAUCAGCCACCGGAGUUAGCGCAAACGGAUCGCAGAAGACUCGAUGAACAAAAGCGAGGUGUGCCGAAGGAGGGUAAGGCAGACGACACGGGGAUAUCUACAGGGCCGGCCAACGAAACGCACCUGGCGUCCCCCGUGGAUGCUCAAGGGAAGGCUGCCAUCGGCUCCACGGGUCAAUGGUCAUUUUAUGAUGUUCCGGCAGAUCUGCGUCUGGCACGCAUCGUCUACCGGGAGUGCCAUCGAUACGCGUCGGCGAGUUCCGACCCGGCCGCGUUCGCUGCAACGCUCGAGUCGGCGCGGAGCCAGCUGAAAUGGACCGAGAUCCGCGACUCGAGCAGCUACGACAAGCUCGUCGAGCUCCUGGUGCGGACGUCGCUGCUCGUCGGUUUCCACACGGUGCUCAUCAUCGAACUGCUCACCGAGGACAGCGACGCCGUGCUGCGGCUUUCGAGCGGAACUUCGCUGCUCCAUAAACUCACGACCACCGGUGACCGCCGCGAUCUGGUGUCCAGUCUGCGAAGCGUCGGGAAAUACGAUGACCAGGGCCUCAACACGAUCCUGGAGAUGGACGACCUCGUCAAGGGCCCACUUGACGCCAACCGCUACUCCACUCGAAGUGCGGAAGAAGGCGACGUGAAUGGGCCUUUGGAGGAGUUUCUAGACGAGCUCGUCCCCGACGUGAACGCGACAGCAUGGGCCGGAAAGGUUCAAGAUGUGCUUGUGCGUUUUGGAAAGAAAGGUUUGUUCUUGUCGGACAUCGCUAUAGCCAAUGAAGCAACUGGCUUCCGGUGGGCGUUCCGCGAAAUGACCUCCAAUGGCGGCAUCCAGCAAACCGCGUUGUACCUGGCCUCGCAUCUGGAUGCCGAAAUACUCUCGCUGGAGCUGUCCAGAAGCCGCCUGUCCCUAGAUCCCGAAGACCAGGAGCGAUACUGCGUUGCCCUUGUGCAGAGGACCUUGGCCUCCUUGUGGCCGCGGUUCGUGGCAAGCGCCCUACAGUUUCGCCGAACUGAGGACGUCGUCGAGGCCAUGUUCGACCAACUGAAAAAGACAUCGCCCGACACCGCCAUGUUCAAGUGGCUCCCCACGUCGUUGCGCCGGGCCGCCCAAGAGAAGAUCAGGACGGUGGGACUCGUCGUUACCUCCCGAGAUGUGUCGAGACGAGACUCCCAUCGACACAGCGACGCCUGGUGGACUCGAGGAGCGCUGCGUCAGUACCGAAUCAGCGCCGCGUGCCUGGAACGGCUGCACAGCCACCUGGGUCUGCAGCGCCAAGUCAGCGGCGGCAGCGGCGAGCGGCAGCGUCACGAGAUGGUGCUCCGCGCCCAGGGCCUGCGGCUCGCGUAUGACGCCCUGGUGGCGAGCUACGGCAGAUCGGCGGCCGGCCGCAACUUUCGGAAGCAGUGGCCCGAGGCUCAGGCGGCGUUCUUCGCCCGCUUCUGCCUGCUCUCCUGCGACGCGGACCAGAGCCCGAGUCCGCUGUCUCCGCGCGCCAACUGCCUGCUCCCGCUGCACAACAUGCCGGAGUUCGGCGGCGCCUUCGGCUGCACUUCUCAGGAGGAAUUCGUCACACAGCAGUGCCUGCCUUAGGAAAUGAGCAGCCGCGGAUUACAGAAACUGAACCGCGCCCCAAUCUGAACUUUGGGCACAUGGUGAUUUCAAACUUAACCACGUGAACUGUGCAUACAUAGCACCACACUUACGCCUUCUUUAGCGAUUAGUAACUGUGCCUCAAGGACGUUUCGAUGAAGUUUUUCGUGCCACGAUAGUUAUACCACUUUCAAGCAUUAGCGUCCAUUGAGCGACCAGAUUUUACUGCGUAGUUGGCCCGCAAGUCACGCUUCAGCAUCGCUUCUUUUUUAGGGACAGCCUUUUUACAUUCUGGACGAAUGGCUGGUAUUCCUGGAGCGCCUUCUCGCUGUUGCGCAGUUUCACAUGCUUUCGAAAGCCGUCUCCAUUUGUAGGGAGAAUUUCUUCAUUUUGUUGGUCUCUCAUGCACAGCACCCCUUGCGGGCUGUGAUUGUUGAAGGCUUGAAGGUACUGCAUGUUUAAAUGCGAGCAGAUUUAGCAGGUCCUUACACGUAUUGUUGCUGCGCGCCGGGUUGUGUUCUCCAGUGCGUGCGAUAUUUGGUGCACGCAUAUUCGUCGCUCUCAUGCUGAAUUAUGCCUUAGUCAAAGAGCGGAUUUCAGGAGUCACCAGUUUCGUUUGGAGUGCGGGAUGAUGGCGGUAGCUGCAAUAAACGGUAGUCCUUUGAUUACUAA
Dermacentor andersoni is the source of this 4268-nucleotide messenger RNA. RefSeq lists its product as uncharacterized. Gene Ontology annotation, biological process: protein processing. Gene Ontology annotation, cellular component: plasma membrane. NCBI's taxonomy places the organism in Eukaryota, Metazoa, Arthropoda, Arachnida, Ixodida, Ixodidae. The record is from RefSeq and is a predicted model, not a curated record. Gene Ontology annotation, molecular function: metalloendopeptidase activity.